Tupaia belangeri chinensis (Chinese tree shrew) is the source of this 3583-nucleotide messenger RNA. RefSeq names its product KH and NYN domain containing (gene KHNYN). The transcript is spliced from 8 exons. Gene Ontology annotation, cellular component: cytoplasmic ribonucleoprotein granule; nucleus. Bases 500 to 2485 code for a protein of 661 amino acids. Gene Ontology annotation, molecular function: RNA endonuclease activity; mRNA binding. The record is from RefSeq and is a predicted model, not a curated record. NCBI's taxonomy places the organism in Eukaryota, Metazoa, Chordata, Mammalia, Scandentia, Tupaiidae.
CGGCUGCGGGAGGGGGAUGGUAGGAGUGGCCGAAACCUCGGAAAUGGCAGACGGGGGCCCCAGAGGCGAGCCCAGGGCAAGUCCCUGGUGAGGCUUCAUCUAAGAGGUCGUCUUAGACCUGGAGAUUGCAGGCUUCCCCCGGAGAGGGUCUCUUUCGGCAUCGGCCCACUCCUGGCCUGCAAGCCGAGCCGGAUCCCCCACCCUUUCUGCUCAGGGCUGUGGUCAUCAUUUUCCAAAAGCCAGACGCCCAUCCCAGAUGGACAGCCUUGUUUACCCACUACUUCCUCUCCGGGGAGAACGCCAGGGUUUGGCUAUUCGGAGCUUUCUCCUUGCCCCCAAGAUGGCCUCAGAUACUUGUGACCUCCUGGGGUUGUUUACCAGGAUAGUAACUACGUGCGACCUGUUGAUAGCUGCCAUAGGCCAGAGACCAGGAUUUGGGUGCAGGGGCAAGUGAGGCUCUGAGACGCUUUCUCGCCUUCCAGGGCUGGGGGAAGCAGCCAUGCCCACUUGGGAGGCUGGCUCUCUGUCCCCAGACCGCUUUGCCGUGUCUGCGGAGGCAGAAAACAAGGUGCGGAUGCAGCAGAGCGAUGUGGAGCGCAUCUUCAGCGUGAGGAUGAGCGUCCUGCCCAAGGACUGUCCCGAGAACCCUCACAUCUGGCUGCAGCUGGAGGGCCGGAGGGAGAGCGCCAGCCGAGCCAAGGAAUACCUGAAGGGUCUCUGCAGCCCGGAGAUGCAGGAUGAAAUCCACUACCCACCCGAGCUGCACUGCAUCUUCCUGGGAGCCCAGGGCUUCUUCCUUGACUGUCUGACCUGGAGCACAUCAGCCCACCUUGUGCCGGGGGCACCUGGCUCACUGGUGAUCAGUGGCCUGACUGAGGCCUUUGUCAUGGCUCAGAGUCGGGUGGAGGAACUGACGGAGAGGCUGAGCUGGGACUUGCUGCGAGGGCCUUCCCCUGCAGCCUCUCAGAAUGCUGGAGUGCUGAGAGACUUCUCUGCCCUGUUGCAGCCCUGGGGGGAGGCCCAUAGCGAGGCCCUGCUGCGGCUGCCCCUGUCUGUCCAGGAGGAGCUGCUGAGUCUGGUGCAGGAGGCGGCCAGGGGGCAGGGGAGGAGCCUUGACUGGCUGGGUGCUCAGCACCAGGGAGUCAGAGAUUCCCCAAGUGAAAGCAAGGAGUCCCUGGACACUGGGUUUGUGGGGUGGGAAGAGCCAAUGGGAAGGAGGGGAGAGAGCCAAGCAGGGGAGCAGGAGGGAGAGAGGAAGCAGUGUGGUCCCAAGCAGAUGGAUUUGGGGUGGAAGGAGCUGCCUGGGGAAGAGACCUGGGGGAGAGAGGUGGGCUUCAGGCCACAGUUAUGGAGCGGAGGGGCAGGGGCAGUGGGGCUGCUGAAAGGGAAGGCUCCAGGUAAGGAGGGGGUGACUCAGGAAACAGGAGGGCUCUGUGUGCAGGGUGAGCCUCCUGGUGCCCAUGGCCCCUCCCAGAGGGGGACUCAUCCCCGGGGAGCCUCCCUCCAUCAGCGGCUCCACAAUGGGCAAGCCUCGCCCCCAAGAGUGCCUAGCCCUCCACCUGCGCCUGAACCCCCAUGGCACUGUGGAGACCGGGAAGACAGGGGAGACAAACAGCAGACUGUGGUCCGAGGUCGGGGAUCCCCAUGGAAACGAGGCCCCCGUGGGGGCAACUUGGUGACUGGCACCCAGCGUUUCCAAGAGGCCCUACAGGAUCCUUUCACCCUGUGCCUUGCCAAUGUGCCUGGCCGGCCAAACCUCCGCCAUAUUGUCAUUGAUGGCAGCAACGUGGCCAUGGUGCAUGGCCUCCAGCACUAUUUCUCUAGCCGGGGCAUUGCCCUCGCUGUGCAGUACUUCUGGGACCGAGGCCACCGUGACAUAACCGUCUUUGUACCUCAGUGGCGCUUCAGUAAGGACGCCAAGGUCAGAGAGAGUCACUUUCUGCAAAAGCUGUACUCCCUCAGCCUGCUCUCCCUCACCCCCUCCCGCGUCAUGGAUGGCAAGAGGAUCUCCUCCUAUGAUGACAGGUUCAUGGUGAAGCUGGCAGAAGAGACCGAUGGGAUCAUUGUCUCCAAUGACCAGUUCCGGGACCUAGCAGAGGAAUCGGAGAAGUGGAUGGCAAUCAUCAGAGAGCGUCUGCUGCCCUUCACCUUUGUGGGAAACCUCUUCAUGGUCCCAGAUGACCCCCUGGGGCGGAAUGGCCCCACGCUGGAAGAGUUCCUGAAGAAGCCAGCCAGGGCGAAGGGGUCUUCUAAGGCUCAGCACCCUUCCAAGGUCUUCAAAGAACAUGGUAAUCAGCAGCAGGGGCGAGAAGAGGAAAAAGGCAGUGUUGGCAUCCGCAAGACCCGGGAGACUGAGCGGCUCCGCCGCCAGCUGCUAGAAGUGUUCUGGGGUCAGGAUCACAAGGUGGACUUCAUCCUGCAGCGGGAGCCAUACUGCCGGGACAUUAACCAGUUGUCAGAGGCCCUGCUCAGUCUCAACUUUUGAGCCUCCUCUGCCUAAGUGGCUGCCACCUGUUGGCUCCAGCCACACACAGCUCAGCCCCUUCUGUGAGAGUCCCUCUGCUGCUCUUUAUCUGACCCAGACUCUCUGGGUUGGUGCUUUGGGUGAGGGAAGCACUGAAGAAGAGCAUUUGAAUGUGAGGAAUGCUCUUGCCUGGGACACUUUAGGGACAGGUCUAUAAAGUGACCUGAUCUCAUCUCAAGUCAGGACCUCAACCGCUUUUGAGAGGUUCUGCUCAGCCUUAACGUCUCAACCUCACCUUAGCACAGGGUCUCUAGGGAGUGGGGCUGCUGGGAAGGUAAGCCGUGGAGCUGGGUUGGGGUGGAGGCCAGGGUGGGCAGGAGGUGACAAGGAAGCUGAGCCGUUCCUCUUCCUGCUGCUCUGGAUGAUGAGGAUGAGCUGCUUCCCAGGCCUGCCGAAGCUCCUGGGGGUGUUGACGGGAAUGCAGGCCCUGCAGGGCCUGUGGUGGUAGCGGGCUGGGUUGCUGCGGGUGGCAGUGAUUUGGGGAAGGCACAGGGAGACUUGGCUUCUGGUCUCGGCAGUGCCUGUCUGUGACCUUGGUUGAGCAGCCUGCAUUUACUUUUGCCUGUAAAUCAGAGGUGAAGAUACUUGUCGGGAAGGAAAGUGAGAACAGAGGAAAGGUCCUUGGAGGAACAAGUCUCAGGUGUGUCUGCCUGUGGCCACAUGGGCUUCCUGACCAACCUCACUUCCGGGGAGAUGUAGGCUGUCUCCAGGGCCUGUGGCCUUGAUUUGAACACUGCGUCCUCAGUAUAACAUGCCUUACCAUGGCUGCUUCCCUUUGGGCAACUUCCAAAAUCUACAUCUGCAAAAUAGUUAAACUAGGGGUGACUGUUUUCAUUACCAAAAUACUCUCAGGGUUCCUAUAAAUGGCAGCUCUCUCAUUGCAUCCAAAUGUUUGUUUAUAGAUUAACAAAUAUGUCUGAAAGUCCUGGGUUAGAUACUUUUGGUGAAGGAUUCAGAGUGUUCACCAGACCGAUGAAGACAGGCUCGGCCAUGACAAUGUGAUCUGACCCUUCCUCUCCUCUACACCAGGCAUCCGUUGUAUAAAGCGAGGCAAACUUC